AUGGCGGAAUAUCAACAACCUAACACAAUGAAGUUAGUUGUCGUUGGAGACGGUGCAGUUGGAAAAACGUGUUUACUCACUCGUUAUCGUACAAACACUUUCCCAACAGACUAUGUCCCCACUGUGUUUGACAACUUUGUUGAAGAAGUCCCUUAUCAGAAGUCUGUUAUUAACUUACAAAUGUGGGACACCGCUGGUCAAGAAGAUUUCGACCGUAUUAGAAACAGAGCAUACCCAGACACUGACAUUUUCUUGUUGUGUUUUUCGAUUGAUGAUACAAACUCGUAUGAAAACAUUGAAGCUAAAUGGGUCCCUGAAGUUCAACAUUUCUGUCAAGACGUGAAACUACUUCUUGUUGGGACAAAGAACGACUGCAGAAAAGACAAAGGAGCAGACACAAUUACAACGGCACAGGGAGAGGAGCUUAAAGUAAAAAUUAAAGCAAACGCGUAUGUCGAGUGUUCAGCAAAAACGGGGUCCGGUGUAAAAGAUGUGUUUAAAACAGCAAUGGACCUCGUCAAGGGAAGAGCUGACGAGAAGAAAGCAAACGAGAAAUGUGUUGUUGUCUAA
Molecule: messenger RNA, 570 nt
Organism: Entamoeba invadens IP1
Lineage: Eukaryota; Evosea; Mastigamoebida; Endamoebidae
Product: Rho GTPase, putative
Exons: 4
Coding region: 1-570 (189 amino acids)
Biological process (GO): small GTPase-mediated signal transduction
Molecular function (GO): GTPase activity; GTP binding
Source: RefSeq, a predicted model, not a curated record